UAUGAUCACAAGCUUUUUGCAGGCACUCACUCAUUCUCACUCAUAAACUCAUUAAUGACUGUUAGCUCUCAGCAAAGAGAGAGAAACAGCGAAAAGCGGAGGAGGCGAUCAGAGCCGCGCAGCGCGCACGUGACCGAUCUCUGCUGAAAUCGCAGCUCGCCGAUCCACGGAAGCGCCGCUCGCCGCUGCUGAUUUCGACCUGCCGCCGCGCGCAUGCCGUCGGAGACGGAAGAAACGCGAGGAUCUCUGUUUCUGUGAGUCGGAGAAGUUGGCGGCGAAGCUGCGGAGUCUGAUCCUCGACGGCAGCGAGUUGAGCUUUGAGAGCAUGAGCUGGACUUGGAGAUGGACCGAAAAGUUUGUGCUCAAAUCUCUUCUAGUGCUUGUGACGAAUCGGAGAUGAGUUCUAAUGCUACUGGAUCUGUUCAAGUUGACAUAGAUGAUGAAGGAAAUAUUCUUAUCAAAGAAGAAAAGGCUCCUGCCGCUUCUGCCUCGGCAUCAGCCUCAAAUCAUGGUUCGGGGUCAAGCAUAAUUCAGGAAGAGGAAACUGUGAGUGUAAAGGAGAAAUUGGUGGCUAAUCUGUAUCCCAGAAAAGUUGAUAAAGGAAGAAAGUCAUCAGCUCAUACAAACAGUUCUUCAGGGAAGAGGAAAGUGAAGGUGGAUUGGACACCUGAGCUGCACAAACAGUUUGUUCAAGCAGUUGAACAGCUUGGCGUGGACAAGGCCGUGCCUUCAAAGAUUCUUGAGCUUAUGGGAACUGAUUGUCUUACUCGCCAUAAUAUUGCCAGCCAUCUUCAAAAGUAUCGAUCUCAUAGGAAACAUAUGCUAGCUCGAGAAGCAGAGGUAGCAACCUGGAGCCGAAAGAAGCAGCUAUACAGAACCACAGGGAGCACAGGCAAGAGUGAUGCAAACUCUUGGGCUGUACCCGCCACGGGGUUCCCCCCAGUGACAUCAGUGUCUCGUUCUAGACCCUUCCAUGUUUGGGGUCAUCCAUCACCAAACCAAUCGUUGGUUUAUAUGUGGCCUGGUCAUCCAGCCUCGUCACCUUCUCCUCCUGCUUGGGGUGCUGGUCAUCCUCCGCCACCAUCUCUACCUGGGGACCCUUCUUUCUGGAACUGUCACCACCAAAAUGUUCCUGCACAAGGAAUGCCUUACUAUCCCUCUCAUUUUCCUCAACCGACAUUUGCAACUCCACCGGUCCAAGGACUACCACCUUCUUCUAUGUACAGAGUAGCACCAAGCAUAGGUGUCCCUGUCGGCCUAACUGGACAAAAACCGGUACAACCACUAAUGGAAUCUCACCUGUCUACGGAGAGCAUAGAUGCAGUUAUAGGGGACGUCCUAUCAAAGCCAUGGCUGCCGCUGCCACUUGGGCUCAAGCCCCCAUCCACAGACAGCGUCGUGGUGGAGCUGCAACGCCAAGGAAUAUCAAAGAUACCACCAAUCCGUGCUUAACCAGAAGUUCGUACGAUCUCUCCCAUGUUACCUUAGAUGGAAAUUAUCUCCGUGUGCAUAACUUGUCUCCUCAGUCCUCCUCCGUUCUUAGUUUUGUCUGCCUGACGAGUUGAAUCGAGCUACUCCAGCGAAAGUUCUUAUAUGAAUCGCGUGAGCAUAGAGCGUGUUCGACGUCGACGACGUGACAUAAUCUUUGGCACCAGAUUCAUAUGAAUUUUCCAUAUAAGUGGAAGUAUGGAAGUCGAAUGUUGUGAAAAUAUUUGUAAAUGAGGACACUCUGUGACUGGCUUUAAUCCAACAGUAGUCUCAACUGAGGACACCAUGCACUUGCGUGGGCCCCCUUGCUCUGUUUUUCUCUCA
This is a messenger RNA of Salvia hispanica, 1812 nucleotides long. RefSeq names its product putative transcription factor GLK1. Gene Ontology annotation, molecular function: transcription cis-regulatory region binding; DNA-binding transcription factor activity. NCBI's taxonomy places the organism in Eukaryota, Viridiplantae, Streptophyta, Magnoliopsida, Lamiales, Lamiaceae. The record is from RefSeq and is a predicted model, not a curated record. Gene Ontology annotation, biological process: positive regulation of DNA-templated transcription. Gene Ontology annotation, cellular component: nucleus.